Messenger RNA from Gossypium raimondii (Peruvian cotton), 4290 nucleotides. RefSeq lists its product as uncharacterized. NCBI's taxonomy places the organism in Eukaryota, Viridiplantae, Streptophyta, Magnoliopsida, Malvales, Malvaceae. Gene Ontology annotation, cellular component: condensed chromosome, centromeric region. The transcript has 9 exons. Gene Ontology annotation, molecular function: histone binding. Bases 123 to 4151 code for a protein of 1342 amino acids. Gene Ontology annotation, biological process: mitotic chromosome condensation; meiotic chromosome condensation. The record is from RefSeq and is a predicted model, not a curated record.
UUAAAGAAUUUCAAGUUUUUGAUUCUCACUGGCAAACCAUUUUCUAAAAAACAGAGAAACUCUCCGAGCAAAAAAAAGAAAAGGAAAAGAAAUCCAGUCAAAAUUUUCAAAGGGAUUCGGCCAUGGAAGAAACCAUAGCAAGAAUCCUCACAGAGCUUGAAGAAAUCAAUCAAAUCCCAAAUACCCAAAACCAAACUCCACUCAUAUCUCGAUCUACUUUGUUAGAUCUUCAUUCCCUUUUGUCCACAAACGACCCAGACCUUGUUUCCCAACUCUUCGAUGACCUCCCUUCCAAAAGCCUUUCUCCUUCUUCCCUCACCAACUUGUUGUCUUUCACAAUGGAUUCUGCCCCUUCCUAUUCUAUUCUAGCUUCCAAAGUUUACCUCUCUCUUCUCCUUUCCCCUAAUUCCCCCGUUUUCACUCUCUUUACCCCAAUUUCCUUCCUUUCUUUCCUUCGUUCCCUCCGUCGCGCCUUCAAAAACUGUCCAUCGGCCCAACCUGAGGAGUCUCCCCCUUCCCACGCGCCGCCUAAUCGGAAGAGGAAAGGUGGGGGGAGGGUUCGUGGAGCACGUGGUAACGUUAGAGGUUCGGGAGAUUGUAGUGAGGAAGCAAGUGAUACUUUUGAUAUGAAACAAGUCUUCAAAGUGUUUGAAAUGUUGGUUUCUGUUUUGGGUUUGAUUCAUUUGGAUAGGUUUCCGGAUAGUUUGAAAUCCUUGGUACAAACUUUUGGUGAAAUUCCUUUGAUGGCAAUGGAAAAGCUUGGGAAUCCUAGUAGUUUUAAUCGGUUAAUGGAUUUGUGUUCACGGGUUUUGAGUGAAGUGUUGAGGGCUGAGCAUGGAGAGUUGGCUAAUACUACAGCCGAGGUCUUGAAAGCUUUAUCGCCAUUAAUAUUAAUGGUUAAGUCGCAAGCAAGAAGUUUCGCUUUGGGGUUUGUCACAAAAAGGAUGACGGAAUUGGGAAACGAGAGUGAUGGUGUUAAGAAAGCUGUCGUUAAUUUUCCUAGAUAUUUGGCUCAAAAGGCACCUGAGAAGGCUGAGCCACGGGCUUUGGCUGUGGAUUCCAUAAUGGAGGUUGUUAAAGUGAUGGACUUUGAGGAUCAAAUAGGAUAUAUGGACUAUGUGUUGAAGAUGACUCAAGGGAAGGCUAAUCUUAGGCUGUUAGGUGUUGAUCUUAUUGCAAUGAUGUUAAUGUCAUUGAGGGAUCCUUUUGGGGUGGAUUCGGAUGUUAAAACCAGGGAUUAUUGGGGUACAAAGUGUCUGGAAGCUUUGAUUACUAGAUGUUCGGAUUUGAGUGCCGGAAUUCGUGCUCGAGCUCUAUCAAGCUUGGCACAAGUUGUGGGGUUUUUGUCUAGUGAUGAUAGGAAUAAAGGUAUUUUGAAGGAAGUAAUGGGGUUAUCCGAAGGUGGAGAGGAGAGGCCACAAUGUGGAAUGAAUGAUCUUUUAAAGAAUAGGUGUAUGGAUGACAAGGCAGCUGUUAGGAAGGCAGCACUUCUUCUGGUUACUAAGUUGAUAUCCCUUUUAGAUGGUUGUUUUGAUGGAAUCCUGCUCAAGACGGUGGGUAUGGCUUGCUCGGAUCCACUAGUUAGCAUACGUAAAGCUGCCAUUUCAGCUCUUUCUGAGGCAUUCAGAACAUUUUCAGAUGAAAUUGUGACUACUGAGUGGCUACAUUCUGUUCCACGUUUAAUAACAGAUAAUGAAUCUAGCAUUCAAGAAGAAUGUGAAAAUUUGUUCUUGGAAUUGGUUUUGGACCGGGUGUCAAGAGCCGGACCGGCUUGCGCACCCAAGAAAGGAUCUGUUUUGCCCGAGUCACAUCUAACAACAAAGAGUUUAGAAGGGGAGUUGGAGUUAUUAUUCCCUGGAGGGAUAUUGAUUCUUUUGAAAGGCAUCUGUGAUGGUGAGGUGACUCCAUGGGUGAAGAAGCUUUGCACAAGCCUCGGUAACAAGAAACGGUUGAAGCCCAAGAUUGCUGCUGCUCUUCAAAAUAUUAUAAAGACAUCUGAAUCUAUCUGGUUGAAUCAUUCCAUGCCAAUUGAGAAGUGGACAGCUCCAGCUGGUGCUUGGUUUCUUCUAUCGGAAGUCUCAGUAUAUCUUUCAAAAGCUGUUGAGUGGGAGUUCCUUCAUCACCAUUGGCUACUACUAGACAAACCUGGUUCAAAAGGCAAGUUACAAAGCCCACUUUUGCAAGGAAAUGCAAAUGAAGAUGGAGAGGGCGUAGAAUCCAAUUCAGUUGCAUGGGCAGGAGAUCGUGUUUUCCUCUUGCAAACCAUCUCAAAUGUUUCCAUGGAAUUGCCUGCUGAACCUGCUGCAGAUUUAGCCCACAAUUUGCUUAAAAGAGUUGAAAAGUUCAACAUGCAUUCCACAGAGGUUAAUGCUCAUGUAAAAGCUCUCAGAACAUUGUGCAAGGUAAAGUCAUUAAAUCCUGAGGAGGCUGAUCAACUUGUUAUGAGAUGGGGGCAGCAGCUUCUCUCUAAAGCACAUGAAAUUUUAGAAAAGUACAUUUCUGAUGAUAAAGAAGCAAAUAACAAUAGUAGUUUCUUUACACCACCAAGAAGUGGGAGCAGAAAAGGGAAGCAAGCAGCAAGAGCAUCCAGGUUAUUAUCAAAAACAGUCACUGCGGUCUAUACUGUUGGGUCUUUGGUUGUUGUCUGUCCUGCUGCGGAUGUGAGCUCCAUUGUUCCACUAUUAUACACAGUCGUAACUUCAGGGAAUUCUGAUCCGAAGUUAAAUAAAUUACCAGGGCCUAAGGUAUCUUUGAAGCAGACAGCCCCUUCUUUGUACAUUCAAGCAUGGUUGACAUUGGGGAAAAUUUGCCUCGCUGAUGGGAAGCUUGCAAAAAGCUACAUUCCUCUCUUUGUGCAGGAACUUGAAAAGAGUGAUUGUGCUGCCCUUCGCAACAAUCUUGUAGUGAUGAUGGCAGAUUUCUGCGUCCGCUAUACUGCUCUGGUUGAUUGUUACAUAGCUAAGAUCACCAAGUGUCUUCGUGAUCCAUGCGAGCUUGUUAGACGGCAGACUUUUAUAUUGCUCUCAAGAUUAUUACAAAGGGACUAUGUGAAGUGGAGGGGAGUGCUAUUCCUUCGUUUCCUUCUGUGUCUUGUUGAUGACUCCGAAAAAAUAAGACAACUUGCUGAUUUUCUCUUUGGAAAUAUUUUGAAAGCCAAGGCUCCACUUCUUGCUUACAACAGUUUCAUUGAAGCCAUUUAUGUACUGAAUGACUGCCAUGCACAUAACGGACAUAAUGAUUCCAAGAAUUCACGGACAGAGAGUCGACUUUUUUCCAUCAGGGGUAAUGAUGAGAGGUCAAGGACUAAACGGAUGCGGAUCUAUGUGUGCUUGCUGAAACAAAUGGCACCGGAGCACCUUUUGGCUACCUUUGCAAAGUUAUGUGCUGAGAUUCUAGCAGCUGCAUCAGAUGGUAUGCUCAAUAUAGAUGAUAUAACUGGACAAUCUGUUCUUCAGGAUGCUUUCCAGAUUCUUGCCUGCAAAGAGAUCCGAGUCUCAUCCCAUCGUGGAGCUGCAUCCGAUUCAGCAGAGGUAGAGGAAGAUGGUGAUAGCAGUGCAUCUGCGGCUGCUGCAAAAGGAAGGGCUAUAACACAAGCUGUGAGAAAGGGUCUUAUUCAAAACACCAUCCCAAUUUUUAUAGAGCUAAAACGGCUACUAGAAAACAAUAACAGCCCUCUCACAGGUUCCCUCAUGGAAUGCCUGCGAGUCCUUCUCAAGGACUACAAAAACGAGAUCGAUGACAUGUUGGUUGCAGAUAAACAGCUUCAAAAAGAGCUUAUAUAUGACAUACAGAAAUAUGAAUCAGCAAAGGCUCGAACAACAGCUGCAGAAGCAGUUGCAGGCAUGCAAAACCAAGGUGUCUAUUGGUCACCGCCUUGCGUUCCGAAAGCUGCAACUGGAGCUCAUCCUAAAAACAAGAUGAACCAGAAGUUGUCAAGUGAUUCGAAAGUGGCAUCAGCAAUAGCAGAUGCAGCUGCGGAAGCCACCGCCCGGUCUGUGCUAAGGGAGGUGAACAAAGGAGCAAUGACCCCACCACUUAAGGCCAUUAAUAUGCCAAAGCUCAAGUCUAACCAGGCAGGAAGCUCUGCUAAAAAUGAUCGCUCCUUAGAUGUAUUGGAAUCCUUGAGGAGGCGAAUUGAUGAUGAGAACUGAUGAUUAUGAAGUCUACACUUUUUGUUUCAUUUGGCUACCACUUAAUGACUUAAUGUAAAUAGUAAAAGAUUUUGCUAACAAAUCAAGAGUAAUAACUACUAUGUAUUAAUAUAUAAUAUUUUCAUCAUUCUUUAUUUAA